AUGGCAUUUGUUAUAUUGAAUGGUAGCAUUUCAUCAUUUUCUAAACGCUUUUAUACAGUAGCGUUGAUCUCUUGCAUUCUUCUUUGCUUAUGUUCUUAUUGCUCAUCAGCACCAUUCGCUUCAUCGGUUAUCGAUGUUGAGCCAUUAUCUGAUGACGUCAAUGAUGUUUUCAAUUAUGAAGAUGGAAUGAAAUUUUAUAUACCCUUACAAUCAUUAUCAAAUCACUUAAUAAAUGAUCAUCAAAAGAAAAUGGCAGCAUCAAAAGCUCAUCUUUUUCGUGUUCUACUAAAAUCAUUAUUAACUGAAUCUGACCAUCGUCAUGCACAAUACAAUGACAAGCGUUAUGCAUCUCAAUCGUUUCAUGCAAUGCGUGGCUGA
Rotaria socialis is the source of this 378-nucleotide messenger RNA. The record is from the annotation of a GenBank genome assembly. Lineage: Eukaryota; Metazoa; Rotifera; Eurotatoria; Philodinida; Philodinidae.